AUGCCACUAUAUGCAAAGUUUCUUCAAGAAGUCAUCACUAAAGAAAGGAGUUGGAAGGAAAAGGAAACUGUGAUCCUAACCCAAGAAUGCAGUGCUAUAAUUCAAAAGGGCCUCCCACCAAAACUAAAGGAUCCAGGAAGCUUCCUUAUACCAAGCACCAUUGAAAACAUGAGUAUUGAGAAAGCAUUGUGUGACUUGAGGGCAAGCAUCAAUUUGAUGCCACUCUCUAUGAUGAAGAAGCUGCUAAUAGAGGAGGUUAAACCCACUAGAAUGUCACUACAACUUGCUGAUAGAUCUCUAAAUAUACCCAAUGGAGUUGUGGAAAACCUCUUGGUGAAGGUUGGAGAAUUCAUUUUUUCUGCUGACUUUGUGAUCUUGGACAUGGAUGAGGAAGGGAGUAACUCAAUCAUUCUUGGAAUACCCUUCUUAGCCACAGCCAGAGCAAUAAUUAAUGUUGAAAAGGGUGAAAUGGUUCUUAGGGUGCAUGAUGAGCCAAUGGUUUUUAAUUUUUUCAAGGCAAUGCAAUACCCAGCCGAGAAAGAAAACUGUAUGAGAUAUUAUCUGGCUGAAAUUGAGGAGCUUGAGCAAAAGUCUGAUUCAGAGAUAGAGAAUGCACUGUAG
Messenger RNA from Arachis stenosperma, 621 nucleotides. RefSeq lists its product as uncharacterized. The record is from RefSeq and is a predicted model, not a curated record. The coding region runs from base 1 to 621 and encodes 206 amino acids. The transcript has 2 exons. Lineage: Eukaryota; Viridiplantae; Streptophyta; Magnoliopsida; Fabales; Fabaceae.